UUCGCCCUGUCGCCAUUACGAAGACCACGCCCCACUGACCAGGGACACUCUCCACGCAAGCUCAUUGAAAUCUCAAGCACCAAUAAAACACAGAACACAUUAAUCAGGGUAUCACUGAAGGUCUUCUUUCUGUCGAAACCUGCAGUGGUCCAUAAGAAAUUAUUUCACGGUAUUUAUAUUUUAUGAAAUACAUUUCAUACAGAUUUAUAAUGGUUUUUGGUUUUUUUUUUCGGGAAAAUUUACACUUCAACAUCAGGAAACAUCAAAGAACUGUACAGCAUCCAGCUUGACAUCAACCAUCCAGUAUCUUUACUGCGCAUGUGCGACUUAAAAAUAGAAGUUGAGUUCUCGGAUAUCAAGAAUCUGCUCAACUUCAGCAACCCUGAUGUCAUCAAAGCCUCCAUUUCUUCAGACGCUUGCAUCCUCAACAAUGGGGUCUUUGUCGCUGAUCUCAUUGCUUGGGAUCAACUGAACAUCUCUCAACAGCUUGAGUACUGGAUGACCCUCAACACCAGAUCACCUAUCUACCUUGAAGGUGAGGCAGGGGCAGGUUCACAGGCUCCCAUGAACAUGGUCUUCCACAACAGAAACAUUCCUCUUCCUCCAGAGUGGAACAUGCUGUCAAAAGCCUACAUGAGGAUCAACUUAAACUUGUCCCCUAAACUCAUUCACUGGAGCGGCCAGUGGAAGCCGUGGAUGUCCUGCCAGUAUUAUCUGUGGAACCAGUACAGCGUCCCGGACCCUUCUGGGAAAGUCAAGUCAUGCGAGUCAGAUCCUGCCAGCAGCUUAGCUUCCAAGUGUCUACAUCUUCCUGUCAUCAUCGUCAUAAAUUUCUUUACCCAAUUAAUUAUUAGUAAUAUAAUGUUUUAUAUAUUUUAAAAUAUAUUUUACACCCUUCUGAGCUCUAUAAGGGGAAACGUUUCUCUUUUUAAGCACAUCUAGAUUCAAGUUUAUCAGCUUCUUUGUAUUGAAUCUUACACCCUGGAUUUUGAUAAAGCAAAGAAAUCGGAGAGUGUGUGUGUGCGUGCGCACUACACAUAAAUGUUUUACUGACAUAUCAUUUAGCCCAUUUAACUGUUUAUUAAAUAAAAAAUAAAUUGAUAGACGACAU
Pomacea canaliculata is the source of this 1111-nucleotide messenger RNA. Its product is annotated as glycosyltransferase 8 domain-containing protein 1-like. The record is from RefSeq and is a predicted model, not a curated record. The transcript is spliced from 4 exons. Gene Ontology annotation, molecular function: glycosyltransferase activity. Bases 319 to 879 code for a protein of 186 amino acids. Gene Ontology annotation, cellular component: Golgi apparatus. Lineage: Eukaryota; Metazoa; Mollusca; Gastropoda; Architaenioglossa; Ampullariidae.